Molecule: messenger RNA, 541 nt
Organism: Synchiropus splendidus (mandarinfish)
Lineage: Eukaryota; Metazoa; Chordata; Actinopteri; Syngnathiformes; Callionymidae
Gene: rps18
Product: ribosomal protein S18
Exons: 6
Coding region: 48-506 (152 amino acids)
Biological process (GO): translation
Cellular component (GO): cytosol; small ribosomal subunit; ribosome
Molecular function (GO): structural constituent of ribosome; RNA binding
Source: RefSeq, a predicted model, not a curated record
UCGCGAGAUCACCGUUCCUUCCUCUUUGCGCGGAACUAACAUCCAAGAUGUCUCUCGUCAUCCCAGAAAAGUUCCAGCACAUUCUUCGUGUUUUGAACACGAACAUCGAUGGUCGCAGGAAGAUUGCCUUCGCCAUCACCGCCAUCAAGGGGGUCGGUCGCCGUUACGCCCAUGUGGUGCUGAGGAAGGCUGACAUCGACCUGAACAAGAGGGCUGGAGAGCUGACUGAGGAGGAGGUGGAGCGGGUGGUCACCAUCAUGCAGAACCCUCGCCAGUACAAAAUCCCUGACUGGUUCCUGAACAGACAGAAGGACGUGAAGGACGGCAAAUACAGCCAGGUUCUCGCCAACAGUCUGGACAACAAGCUCCGUGAAGAUCUUGAGCGUCUGAAGAAGAUCAGAGCUCAUCGCGGUCUCCGUCACUUCUGGGGCCUGCGUGUGCGUGGUCAGCACACCAAGACGACAGGACGUCGCGGCCGCACUGUCGGUGUGUCCAAGAAGAAGUAGACAUUUUGUUUAAAUAAAGGUCUCUGUGGAAAGUU